UUCUGCACCUUCCGUGGUCUUACCCUAAAGUGCCGCAGUCACCCUUCCCGAUUCCCAUCCUACAAGGGCAUCCUAACCACAGCCCAGCAACGCAAUGAAGUAGUGGUUACCGGUAUCCAGCCCACCGGCAUACCCCACCUGGGAAACUAUUUGGGCAUGAUAAAGCCCGUCGUAAAAUUACAGUCGUCCGAUUCCAUUUCACGAAUAAUUAUCCUCAUUGCUGACCUGCAUGCCCUCACCUGUCAUCAGCCAGCUCUUCAACUGAAUGCCUCGAUUAUAAACCUGGCUGCCGCGCUCUUAUCCUGUGGCUUAGAUCCAAUGGAGAGCGUCGCCUCUUCCCAAGCCAAGAAAACCGUUCUCUUCUUGCAGUCUUCUGUUCCUGAACACUGUGUGCUGUCGUGGCUUUUAUCCUCUACGUGCUCAGUAAAUGUACGUGUUGACCAUCUUUUUGUAAAUUAUGUUUUGGAUGGCACCCGCGCCCCCUUCCACGGACCAGUAGAAAACAUUCUGCAAAAUACGCGCGUAACUUCAGUGGCCCUGCUCGAGAGUACUGAUUGUGUAGUGAGGACCUAA
This is a messenger RNA of Dibothriocephalus latus, 573 nucleotides long. NCBI's taxonomy places the organism in Eukaryota, Metazoa, Platyhelminthes, Cestoda, Diphyllobothriidea, Diphyllobothriidae. The record is from the annotation of a GenBank genome assembly.